UGACCCUAGUCAUGAGAUGUCCUGUGGCAGAUCCUUGAAUCCAAGUAUUAGAAAGUUUGCCCUGGAAUAACAUUGUUUUAGAUCUUGUAUCAAAAAGUUUAUAAUACUGAUAAUGCACCUUCAAUAAUAUGUGUCUUUCAACAGUAGUAAAGUUAUAAAGGAAUCUCUGUUGCAACUUUACUCUCAAAUUUGAUAGAUUCAGUUUAAUCAACAUGAGCUUUGAUGGGCAUAGCUGUCGUUUUGCAUGCUUUCCAUAGGUCAUCUAGUAUAAUUAUACAGACUAUCAUUGUGCUGAAAUGAUGUAUUUUUCCACUGGCAGAUGGUUAUUCCUACAGUAUCAUGAUUUCAGCAUUCUGCAGAGGCGGGCUUUUGGAAGAAGCAAAGCAGUUGGCCAAGGAUUUUAAAGCAAGAUAUGACACAUACAACUUGGUGAUGUUUAACACUAUGCUAUGUGCUUACUGCAGAGCAGGCGAUAUGGAGAGCGUAAUGGAAAUGUUAAAGAAAAUGGAUGAAUUAGCUAUCAGUCCUAAUUAUACCUUUCAUAUCCUAAUAAAAUAUUUCUGUAAGGAGAAGUUGUAUUUGCUUGCUUACCGAAUGACAGUGGAUAUGCACAAUAAAGGCCAUCAAUUAGAUGAGGAACUCUGUUCCUCCCUAAUAUUUUAUCUUGGUAAGAUGAAGGCACACGCAGAUGCUUUUUCUGUCUACAAUAUGUUGAGAUAUGGCAAAAGCACCAUGUGCAAAGCUAUCCAUGAAAAGAUUCUCCACAUUUUAAUCGCUGGCCAGCUUUUGAAAGAUGCCUAUGUUGUAGUAAAGGGCAAUGGAGAGUUGAUUUCCACGCCUGCUAUGAAAAAGUUUGCAACUAUAUUUAUUAAGUCAGGAAACAUCAAUUCAAUAAAUGAUGUUUUGAAAGUGAUCCAUGGUUUCGACUGCAAGAUUGAUGAGGAAAUAUUUCGGAUGGCCAUAUCACGUUAUAUUAUGAAGCCAGAAAAGAAGGAUUUACUUAUUCAACAUCUGCAAUGGAUGUCCCCACAUGGUUAUACUGUUGAUUCAUCUACAAGAAACCUAAUCCUGAAGAACUCUCACUUAUUUGGUUGCCAACUUAUUGCUGAAAUACUGUCCAAGCAGCAUACUAUGUUAACAAAAGCAAUCUUUGAGUUGGUAACAAAAGCUGUCUUUGAGUUGGUAUCAACUGAAACAUAUAAGUGUAAAGAUUUAAUUACAAUGCUUUUCAUGUAG
This is a messenger RNA of Humulus lupulus (European hop), 1236 nucleotides long. Its product is annotated as pentatricopeptide repeat-containing protein At1g10910, chloroplastic-like. The coding region runs from base 340 to 1236 and encodes 298 amino acids. NCBI's taxonomy places the organism in Eukaryota, Viridiplantae, Streptophyta, Magnoliopsida, Rosales, Cannabaceae. The record is from RefSeq and is a predicted model, not a curated record. The transcript is spliced from 5 exons. Gene Ontology annotation, molecular function: protein binding.